CAGGAACUCAUCCAACCAAGUCCCAGCACUUCUACAAACAGCCAAUAGGACCAUCACAAAUCCAUCCACGUGACCCUCCCCCUUCUCACACCAAAAUGGUCGUCACAGUACCCACUGCCUCCCUCGAAGGGCAGGUCGCCCUCAUCACCGGCGCCGGUCGCGGUAUCGGCCGUGGCUGCGCCAUCGAGCUCGGCAAGCGCGGCGCGUCUGUCAUCGUCAACUAUGUCUCCUCGGAAGGACCCGCCCAAGAAGUCGUCAAGAUUAUCGAGGGUUUCGGCAACGGCGCCAAGGCUGUCGCGAUCCAGGCCGACGUCAGCAAGGUCUCUGAGAUCAUCAGACUUUUCGAGGAGGGCAAGAAGGCGUUUGGCAAGAUCAACAUCGUCAUGUCCAACUCCGGCACCGAGUCCUGGGAUGUCACAGAGGAGAUUACCGAGGAGAAGUACGACCACGUCUUCAACCUGAACACGCGUGCACAGUUCUUCGUCGGUCAGACAGCGUACAAGUACAUCGAAGACAACGGCCGCAUCAUCCUCAUGAGCUCCAUCGCCGCGGGCCUGCUGGGCGUCAAGGACCACGCGCUCUACAACGCAUCGAAGAUGGCCGUCAUUGGGUUCAUCAAGGCGUUCGCGACCGACUUCGGAAAGCGCGGUAUCACAGUCAACGGUGUGGCACCUGGAGGCAUCAAGUCAGACAUGUUCACCCAGAACGCGUGGCACUACAUCCCAGGCGGCUCGCCUGACUGGCCGGCGGAGAAGAUCGAGGGUUUGAUGGCGAGCCACUGCCCGCUCGGCCGUUGCGCGGUACCUGAGGAUGUGGCGAGGGUCGUCGCCUUCCUGGCGAGCGAGGACGGUGGUUGGGUCAACGGUCAGGUGUUGACCAUCUCGGGUGGAUCAUCGCAGUAGAGCUGUGAAUUUCUUUGUUCU
Macroventuria anomochaeta is the source of this 923-nucleotide messenger RNA. Its product is annotated as NAD(P)-binding protein. The transcript has a single exon. NCBI's taxonomy places the organism in Eukaryota, Fungi, Ascomycota, Dothideomycetes, Pleosporales, Didymellaceae. The coding region runs from base 96 to 902 and encodes 268 amino acids. The record is from RefSeq and is a predicted model, not a curated record. Gene Ontology annotation, molecular function: oxidoreductase activity.